ACAAAACCCAACUCCCCCUCGUUCGAGCUUCGCAACCGACGACACCCAACCCCCAAAACCUCACAUAGCUUUGAGUUCUAAGUCAAAGGAGUCUAAAUCCAUCCCUCCCAAGACUCCACAACACCAUCUCCAAGCUUCUUCUCCAUCAAUUCAAGGAUGGCUCCUAAACGCAAACAAAAUACUGGUGCUUCAUCCUCCUCUUUCACCGGCAACCGUUUCACUUCGGUUGAAAAUGAAAAGUGGUACGAGGAGCGGAAAAAGUGGAAAAUUGUGGAGGAGAAAACAGUGCACCCGGACAUCGACGCUGUUUUCAAGCUCACUGAGAUCUUCGCCCGUUUUGGAUGGGCAAUGAUGCUUACAUUGACAGGAGCAUAUUACCCCCGGUUGGUCCGGGAGUUUUACGCUAAUGUCUCGGACAAAGAGACCGGAUACGCGGAAAUCCAAACAACGGUGAAAGGGAGACACAUCAAAGUUGACCCGGACCUCCUCUCCAACAUCCUUGAAGUUAGCAACACGGGCCCUACCUUGGAAUACAACCAAACCGGCAUUCUAAGUGACAAUUCCUACAAUGAGGCGGAUGCACGGCGGUUCUUCGGGCUCAAGACAAACCUACAGACCAAGUACCUAUGGCACAUUCACGCUCGCCUACUCGUCUAUCUUAUUGGCUUCAACAUUGUCCCACAUGCUAGUGACCGCCACUUGGUUAGGAGGAUUGAUCUAUACCUUCUUCAAAAGAUGCUAGUUGGCCUAGGAGACAUAGAAGGGAUACCACUACCACGACUCCUCCUAAAAAAUAUGAAAAAUGUGGUGAUCUCCAAACAAGGUUCAAAAAACUUUUGUCACCCCCUUUUACUCACCAAGAUUUUCAGGCACUUUCAGGUUGACUUUGAUGGAGAGGAAGUUGCUUAUACCAAUGAAUCUAAUGUCUUGGACAAAGAAACAAUGAUUGCCCUCAAGCAUAAACUGUCCAACUCUGGAAAAUGGUAUUUUGCCGACGGCAUAGGUUUGCACAGAGAUGAUGAUGAAGUAAACGAGGAGGCCAUGGAAGAUGCUCAUGAUGAUGAAGCCGCACCCGAACCACCACAGCCGCCACACACCACCGAUCCCGCGAUGGCAUACUUGAUGCAUUCCAUGGCUCGAAUGCACACGCGGAUGGACGAGCAAGAAGCACGCCACCAAAGGUUUGAGGAGCGUUUCGACACAUUCACCAACUACUACUACUCCCAACAUGGGUACCCCCCUCCCGAUCCACACCAGUGACUCCCCCUUGCUCCUAUUUCAUUUUUCUCAUGACAUUACUUUCCUCUAAACACACCUUUAUUGUGGAUGUUAUGAAAGUACUUGUUUAUCAUGCAUGAUACAUUGAGAC
Messenger RNA from Cuscuta epithymum, 1369 nucleotides. The record is from the annotation of a GenBank genome assembly. NCBI's taxonomy places the organism in Eukaryota, Viridiplantae, Streptophyta, Magnoliopsida, Solanales, Convolvulaceae.